AUGGCUACCCACGCGGCCCGCCAGGUUGCGAACCUCAAGCAGGUCCAUAUUAAAAUGGUACCAAGUCCGCGCACGCUCGUAGAGUCCCAGUUGGUUCUUGGGGCGAUGCGGAAGUUUGGGGAAGUGUCAUAUUUCCUGAAUCUGAAGAACACCCCGUCGCCACGAGCCAUGAAUACCGGGCGCUCUGCUCUAGUAAUAUUCGAAACAGUUGAUGCCAGAAACGCUGCUGUGGAAGCUUCUCCACUUAUUAUUCCAAUUCCUAGUCUAUCUAAACUUUUGCCGGAAUCAAGCAUGCUUAACUCCGGCAAGGAGAGCUAUCCAACCAAAAGCACCCUCGCCAAACCUCGAAUCAAAGCCAGAACUAGAGAAGCAAGAAGAAACAGAGAAAGAGCCAAAAAAAAAAGGCAAAACUUAGCAGAUUAUGAUGGUGAUGGUAGCUCCCCGGCACCAUCAAUCCUCUGUUACGUUGAACCAUCCCACCAUGACCACAAUGUUGCUGUCAUGCAGAAUCCAUACUACAACGCCUUCCACAUUGCGACCAACUUACUAGAGGUCCAGGAUCUGAUGAAGACUGCUACUAAUUGCAGUGAAGGAGUUGGCUAUAGUGAGGAACCCACUAAGAGCCUUGGCGAUCUAGUCCUGAAACCCCCCCCGUGGCUACAACAUAUGGAUUGUUUCCCGAAGAAGAAACGGAUGUUCCCAUUUCGUCACCAGGGUAAUGUCUUACGGAUUGCGGAGACGCUUUGUGGGGAUUCCCUUAUGCGAAUGUAUCGGGAGGGAAGGGAGGUUAUGGAAAAGUUGAAAGUGAAGAAAGCUAUGACUUCGAAUAAGAAGGCGAAUGAAAUGGCACAGGAGAAGGAGCAGGGGCAGGGGCAAAGGAUAGAACAAGAGCAAGAGCAGGAAAGAGAAUCGAGAGAAUUAGAAAAGAGUGUGGGAUAA
Messenger RNA from Paracoccidioides brasiliensis Pb18, 939 nucleotides. RefSeq lists its product as uncharacterized. The transcript is spliced from 2 exons. The record is from RefSeq and is a predicted model, not a curated record. The coding region runs from base 1 to 939 and encodes 312 amino acids.